Messenger RNA from Opisthorchis viverrini, 1095 nucleotides. RefSeq lists its product as hypothetical. NCBI's taxonomy places the organism in Eukaryota, Metazoa, Platyhelminthes, Trematoda, Opisthorchiida, Opisthorchiidae. Gene Ontology annotation, molecular function: nucleic acid binding. The record is from RefSeq and is a predicted model, not a curated record. The transcript is spliced from 6 exons. Bases 1 to 1095 code for a protein of 364 amino acids.
AUGUGCAACACACCUCAGUGGGACGACAUAUGUGUAUUUUUAACGAGUAGUUGGACGUUUCCCAACGUCAUGUCCACCUCCUAUAAGCAUACCUCCAGAAAAUUUUCGACAGUUCACGACCGGUUUCGCCCUUCUUGGGGCUCAUCAGAUAGGCACAGUCCCCGAGUUUCCAUCAACGUUAUGUUCUACUGGAAACAUCACAAACGAGAGAUUCAGUUGGGUUCCCGAUCCAACAUUUCACUGUGUCCCACAAAACCUUCUCAACUACAGUCGUCGCCUGCGGCGUACACUGAUUUGCACAAUUUUGUUGCAAACAACGCACUGAUAAUGUCACAACGAAACAUUUGCAACAAAAUUGCCAAACUCGCCGCUGCAGCAGCGGCCUUUGCUGCAGCAAGCGCUUUCGCGAUGGUUUCGGAAUGGUCCAGUGCGCUGUCAGUUGUGGGUUCUUCAACUUUAAGCACUGUGUCACUCGGAGGUGGUGAAUCUCCCCAACGAGAAGCGCGCUUUCUGGUCGUACAUGAAUCUGGUUGUUCUGCCUUGUAUUUCGGUUCUGGAGCGGGUGGAACUAAGUUAAAGGUUGACAGUCACAUCGCUGUACAAACGUUUGUUUUACGGAAAUACAACCGCUACCGCCCGCGCGUUGGCUCCAACGACGCCCAAGACCUUUUGUUCCUGAAAAACAUAGACGCUCUGUAUUCGACCACUUCCACUCACUCUCAUCCCAGCAUACGAGCGACUGCCAAACUUGUGUCACAAAGAUACGUUUGGCCGAAUAUGCAAAAGGAGAUACGCACUUGGGCCAAGCAAUGUCUUGACUGUCAGAAGAGCAAGAUCCACCGACACACCAUUUCUCCAACUGGUAUUUUUCAGCUUCCCAACUCACGCUUUCGAAAUGUACACAUUGAUCUGGUUGGGCCGUUGCCCCCAUCCAGAGGUCACACACACAUACUCACCUGUGUCGACCGUUUCACACGCUGGCCCAUGGCCAUUCCGAUCAACGACACCUCUGCCGAAAACGUUGCGCCGUUAACCACCUCUGCCGAAAACGUUGCUAGGGCCGUUAACCACUACAAGGUUAACGCACAAAUCUAA